Messenger RNA from Metarhizium robertsii ARSEF 23, 1335 nucleotides. Its product is annotated as Peptidase S8, subtilisin, Ser-active site protein. The record is from RefSeq and is a predicted model, not a curated record. NCBI's taxonomy places the organism in Eukaryota, Fungi, Ascomycota, Sordariomycetes, Hypocreales, Clavicipitaceae. The transcript has 5 exons. Gene Ontology annotation, molecular function: serine-type endopeptidase activity. The coding region runs from base 1 to 1335 and encodes 444 amino acids. Gene Ontology annotation, biological process: proteolysis.
AUGACGUCCAUCAAGAAUAUGGUUCUUGGAGCUGUCCUCCUCUGGGCACAGCUGAUUGCCGCCUUUCCCACUCCCAUCGGCGGCGACGGCGGCCUCUUGAGCCUCCUCGGCCUUGGCUCCAGCCGGAACGGCGACAAGAAUGCUUCGCCCACUCCAGCAAAGAGCAAUGUCAAAGCUAAAUCAAGGAUCGUCCCCAACAGCUAUAUCGUUGUCUACAAGAAUACCACCAGCGCCGCGGAUGUCAAGGCCAUGACGGCCUCCGUCUCUUCCCAACUCAAGAAGCGCAACCUGAACAAACGUGGAUCCGAAGGCCAGCUACUUUCGACCGACGUCCGGUCCUUCCAGAUAAACAACUGGCAUGCCAUGAAUUUCGAAGCCGAGGAAUCCAUGGCGUUGGAGGUUGGCAAGUAUGACGGGGUGGAUUAUGUCGAGAAAAACACGUGGUUUUCGACACUGGGGCUUGUUAAACAAGAGAAUGCCCCUGCUGGAUUGCAGCGAUUGUCAGAAGCGGCUCCCGUAGGCGAGCAACCAAACAAAGUUGACUCUGGCUGUCGAACCACCCACCGGGAUUUUGAAGGGCGUGCUACUACGAUUGCCAACUUUGUUAAAGGCGAGAGAGCAACCGACGCCAACGGCCACGGCACCCACGUCGCCUGCACUAUUGCUGGCGCGAAGUUUGGUGUUGCUAAAUUGGCCACGGUCAAGUGCGUCAAGGUCAUGAAUGCCGAGGGCCAAGGAACAAAUGCGGACAUUAUCGCAGGCUUGCAGAGUGUUGUUGAAGACGUGAAGAAGACCAAACCCCAGGCGGCAACUAUGAACAUGUCCUUGGGUGGAGGCCGGUCACAGGCCUUGGACACGGCCAUAAACAAUGUCUUCAAAGCCGGUGUUCUUCCUGUGCAAAACGCAAAAAACGUAUCGCCAGCCGCUGCCCCCAACGCCAUCACCGUUGGCGCCGUAGAUGCCAACACGGAUCAAAAGGCUGGCUUCUCAAACUUUGGCCCGAGUGUCGAUAUCAAUGCCCCUGGUGUGGAUGUUCAGUCUUGUGGCAUCAGGUCUGACAGUGAUGUGUCGACUAAGAGCGGGACCAGCAUGGCCUCUCCCCAUGUUGCCGGCCUUGCCAACUAUUUGAUGCGGUUGGAGAAUGUCAGCGACCCCGCCAAAGUAACCGCCCUGCUGAAGGGCCAGGCCAAGGAAACUGAUGCCACGGUGGAGGGCGGCCGAAGAGACACAACGCCCCUGAUUGCCAACAACGGAAACCAACUAGAUAAGAAUAAGUUCCUGGAUGAGAAUGGCGCCAAGGGGGGUACACAGGGAAACGGCGCCGCCUCGAAUUAA